GGCCGUCUAGGCGGAACUUCCGGCGCACACCUGGCGACAGUCAUCUUGGUCUCUGCUGUCUGUGCACCGCACGCGAUUUUUCAGCGAUCAGUGGAGCGCGAGCUACAGUGAGCAGGAAGACUGGGGAGCCAGUGUUGUCCCCGCUGACGGAGACGGUUCUGAGGAUUGCGGAGGGCGCUGCGGCGUGACAGCAGUUACGGCAGAGUCCGUCUCUCCAGGCUUUACCCCACCUAAAGGCUUUGAUGGUGACGCUUGCCCGGAAGGACCCGGUUCAGGUACCUAUGGGUGCAGAAGUGCUUACUCACCACGCACAGGGCAGUGUGACCUUUGGGGAUGUGGCUGUGGACUUUUCCUGGGAAGAGUGGAAGCUUCUUGAUGAGACACAGAGACUCCUGUACUUGGAUGUGAUGCUCGAGAACAUUGCCCUUGUGGCCUCACUUGGACUUAUAUCUUCUCGGAUUCAUGUUGUUAAUCUGGAGGUGGGGGAACAGACCUGGGUACCUGACACAGCUGACUUAACUCCAGCCAUCUCCAGGGGUACUGGCUCUGGUUGUUGGUUUCCAAUGGAAGUUGAGGAGGCAUCUUCUCAAGGAGGGUCACAAGUCAGGGCUCUGAAUGCAGAUACUGCCACCCAGAAAGUCUACCCUUGUGAGGUGUGUGGCCCAGUGGUGAAGGACAUUUUGUUUCUGGGUGAGCAUCAGGAAAUACAACCUGGGCAGAAGCUGCACACAUGUGAGGCCUGUGGAAGACAACUGUGGUUCUUUACAGACGUCCUUCAGCAGCACGUUCAGGACGAGCACAUUGAAGAGAAAGAUGUCAGGAGGUGCGAGAAGGCUGUGUUUGUUAAUAGCUCUAGAGCACACACCUCAGUGAGUUCCUUUAUGUGCAUAGAUGAUGAAGAGGAUCCCCUGAGCAGUUCAAGCCAUCUGCAGCACCAGACCAGGGGUAACGAAGGAAAUCCACACACAAGCACUAGCUACAGCACAGCCUUUCAAACUAAGGACAGACUUUAUGAGUGCGAUGAAUGUGGGAAACUCUUCAGCCACAAAAUCGCUCUUGUUUGGCACCAGAGAAUCCACAGAGAAGAAAUGACUGAAAGUGAGAACAUCCUUAGACCAGACCCUGUCCUUAUUGCACAUCCAGGAAUUCAUACUGGUGAAAAGCCAUGUGAGUAUGAUGAACAUGGGAAGUUCUUUAGCCAAAGCUCCAAUCUCAUCUUACACCAGUGGGUUCAGUCUGCUAUAAAGCCUUAUCAGUGUGGUGAAUGUGGGAAAGCCUUCAGAUGCAAAUCCAGGCUUGUUCAGCAUCAGAGAAUCCACACUGGAGAAAGGCCUUUUCAGUGUACCAAAUGUGGGAAAUUCUUUAGACAGAGUUCUGUCUUUAUUGAACACCAGAGAGUUCAUACUGAAGCAAAACCUUAUCAGUGCAAUGAAUGUGGGAAAUUCUUUAGAAGUAAGGUAACACUGGUUCGACACCAUAAACUCCACACAGGUGAAAAGCCUUAUGAAUGCAGUGAAUGUGGGAAAUCGUUUAUUCAGAGCUCUUACCUUACUGCACACAUGAGAGUUCACACUGGAGAAAAGCCUUACGCGUGCAGUGAAUGUGGGAAAGCCUUCAGAAUAAAAAACAAACUUGUUCGGCACCAGAGAAUCCACACUGGAGAAAAGCCUUAUGAGUGUAGUGAGUGUGGGAAGUUCUUUAGAAGCAGAGUGAUACUUGUUCGGCACCAGAGAAUCCACACUGGAGAAAAGCCUUACGAGUGCAGCGAAUGUGGGAAGUUCUUUAGAGAAAGCUCCAGCCUUAUUUCACACCAGAGAGUUCACACUGGUGAAAAGCCGUAUGGGUGCACUGAAUGUGGGAAAUGUUUUAGCCAUAGAUCAAGUCUCAAUUUACACCAGCGAGUUCACACUGGAGCAAAACCUUACGAAUGCAGUGAAUGUGGGAAAGCUUUCAGCCGUAAAGAUGGACUUGUUCAACAUCAGAGAAUCCACAGUGAAGAAAGGCCUUAUGAGUGCAGCAUAUGUGGGAAGUUCUUCAAACAAAGCUCUGGACUCUUUGUACACCGGAGAAUUCACAGAGGAACAAGGCCUUAUCAGUGUAAUGAAUGUGGUAAAAACUAUAGCAGGAGAUCCCACCUUGUUCAGCACAAGAAAUUUCACAUUGGAUAAAGGCCACCUGAAUCUAACAAAGUGUGAGAAAGCCUAUAGCAAAAGCACCAUCCUAGUUUGUUAUAAAACACAACACUGGAGUAAGGCCUUCCUUAUGCAUGCAGUCUAUGUGGGAAAACCUACAGCAGCCAACACAUACUUCUACACUGGAGAAAGGACUUGAGCGUUGUGAACAUGGCAGAAGCGUUCAUAUACAAUCUGAUGCAGCACCAGAAAAUUCACAUUACAGAGAUUGUGCAACAGAUGUACAAAAUUUUUUAUAUAAACCUUCAAACGUGUUUAGUACCAGAGGGUUCACACUAAUGCAAAAUUUUAUGAACGUAGCAACUCUAGAACAUUCUUUACCUGUAAAAUCAUACUUGUUGGGCACCAGAGAAUGCACACCGGGAAAAGGAUUUAUGAGUACACUGAACAUGUGAAACUGUUUUGCCGAAGCUCUAGCUUUAUUGUACAUCAGAGAGUUCACAUCUGCUAGAAGAGUGGAUUGAAUGUGAAUAAUUUUUUAGCCAAGGCUCCCACUUCAUUUUACAACAGAGUUCACAUCAGGGCAAGGCUUUAUUAGUACAAGAAAUGUAGGAAAGCAUCUAGCCUUAAUCCAUAUUUCUUUAGGACCAGAGUCCAUACUGAAAAGUGGACUUCUCAUUUCUAAAAAAUGUGAAAAAUUAUUUAGGCCCAAGUGUAGCUUCAUUAAACAUUGGAGAAGUCAGUGCAUAGGAGGAAAGUGCAGUCACUGAAAAAGUAUCAGUCAGUGACUUCUACUCAUUUCCCACUGGAAAGGGUCUCAGAGUAGAGAAGAUGUGCUGUCUUGUUUAUUCAGUGUAGGGACAGACAAUUGGAGAAACACGCUGAGAAACCCUCAGCCAAAUGUUAAGUCUCAGAUCUGGACUCCGUACUGAAGAUUCCCUAUAAUUGUGCGGAACAUUCUCAGGACUGCAUUGCACAUUCUGAUCCCAUCUAAGGCCCUGGUUAUAUCAAUGCCAAUACUUUUGGUUGAAGGCUCCUCACCUCUGCCACUUGGCAAAUAUGAAUGCUAUAACCCCAAUAUGCUCAGUGAGCACACUCUUCGGUGGCCUUUAUCGUAUUCCCUGGAUGCAAAUCACAAAUUGUUUAAGCAUAAUUAUAGUUGGAACUGAAAGAGUGUAUAUGAAUAACAGUUGGGGGUCACUAUAGAAAGUUCCAAGGUUUUACUCCACGUAAAGGUGCUUCCAUAAAUAUUCUAGUCCAGUCACCAUAGCCCUGAGAGAUGAGGGUAUGCAGAUAUACUCAGGACCAUUGGACUUAUGUAUUACAUACCUAUGGCCAUGGUGACCGGCAGAGCAAAUAAUCUGGACAGUUUUUCUGGAUUCCCAUAGCCUGCUUGAGCUGUUCACUUCAAGGCCAAUGCUGCACUGGCAGAAAGGGGAGCCAGAGAAGAAAUACUAUAGUCGAAAUAAAAGACUUCUGUGUCUCAUGUAGAAAUACCCUUCACUGAUAGUCUUCCUAAAGGAUAAAAGAGAAUUAUAAUACAGUCAAUAUGUUUGCCCAGUCUGGUUUUUCAAGAGGCGUAGAUCUACAUUUUUACAUGGAAGCAUUUUUUUGAUGGUUUAUUAAGCUAUAAUUUUUUUUUUCUGGUACCGGGAAUCGAACUCACGCCCUCACGCUUGCCAGGCAGGCACUGUGCCGCUGAGCUAAAUCCCCAGCCCCUAUUGAGCUAUAAUUGAUAUAAAAUAGAGACACA
This is a messenger RNA of Chinchilla lanigera (long-tailed chinchilla), 3885 nucleotides long. Its product is annotated as zinc finger protein 419-like. Gene Ontology annotation, molecular function: DNA-binding transcription factor activity, RNA polymerase II-specific; RNA polymerase II cis-regulatory region sequence-specific DNA binding. The record is from RefSeq and is a predicted model, not a curated record. The transcript has 5 exons. NCBI's taxonomy places the organism in Eukaryota, Metazoa, Chordata, Mammalia, Rodentia, Chinchillidae. Gene Ontology annotation, biological process: regulation of transcription by RNA polymerase II. The coding region runs from base 243 to 2168 and encodes 641 amino acids.